CCUCAAUUUAUCGCUUGUAUGAUGCAGUCCGAAGAUGAAUCUGAACUGAAGUCGCUUCAUCAAGAGAAAGAAAUUGAGGCCAUUCCACCCAAAACAGCUUGCCAAUGUCAAGUAGAAGAGCUGGCCAAAACCUUGCAGGUUGACUUGGAGAGAGGACUUUCAGAAUUCUCAGUGCUGCACCGCAGAGUCAAGCAUGGUUGGAAUGAACUUGUGGCAGAUAAUACUGAACCGGUGUGGAAGAAAUACCUUGACCAGUUUAAGAACCCUCUGAUCCUUUUGCUCCUGGCUUCUGCUGUGGUUAGUCUGAUUACUAAAGAGUAUGAAGAUGCCGUGAGUAUUACAAUG
This is a messenger RNA of Thamnophis sirtalis, 345 nucleotides long. Lineage: Eukaryota; Metazoa; Chordata; Lepidosauria; Squamata; Natricidae. The record is from RefSeq and is a predicted model, not a curated record.